This is a messenger RNA of Lizanozyma spartinae, 2439 nucleotides long. RefSeq lists its product as uncharacterized. The transcript has a single exon. The coding region runs from base 1 to 2439 and encodes 812 amino acids. NCBI's taxonomy places the organism in Eukaryota, Fungi, Ascomycota, Pichiomycetes, Serinales, Debaryomycetaceae. The record is from RefSeq and is a predicted model, not a curated record.
AUGACCGAUAACGAACAAACAGGUGCAGAAAACGAUGUUGCCAAAGAUAAAGUGCCUAGAGCUACAUUAGAACAAAAGCUACAAAUAAUCGAUGAAUUCCAUACUUUGAAACGACCUCAACUGGAUAUAGUGAACAAGUAUCGGAAGACGGUUUCCAUCCUGACAUCAAGCUUUAGUGAAUGGUUAAAGCAUGAACAAGACUUAAGAGAACGGUUCAACCGAGCAGGGUACCCAUCUCAACGGCGUAGUAGACGAAGGGCCAAGUUUAAGUAUGAGAAGAUCAACCAUGCAAUGGAUAUGAUGGUUCAACAACGUAUAGAUCGCAAUGAACCUAUUAGUGAGCCUAUACUUCGAGGGUAUUGGUCGAUAUUUGCUCAUCAGUAUGGAGUGGAGGAUCCUAAACGAUUGGUAGGGUUUAGUCAUGGUUGGUUAGCUCAAUUUAAACAAAGACAUGGAUUACAUAAGAAAAGAAUGAGUGAUCUUAUGCUAACACCAGGUGAACAAGGAGAAGAAGAUGAUAAUAAAGAGGAUGAUAAUGCUCAAGGAAAUAAGUCUAAAGAUGGUCAUGAUGAUGUUAAACCUAUGAGUGCUCCCAAGUUAUCAAGAAUGAAUUCUUCUUCAUCGUCUUCUUCUUCUUCUAAUGUCGAUGUGAAUAAUAAUAAUAAUAAUAAUAAUAAUAAUAAUGUUUUCCGAUCUUCUCGAGCUUCAUCACGAGAUAGAUCUCGAGAUAGGGUCAGAUCACCUCAUAGAGAACCCAUAGCUGAGCAAUUAAAGCGGAAGAAUAAUUUUGAAUUACUUCAACCUCAAGCAACCGAAGUAAUGAAGCCUGAAAUUGCAAUUUCAAGCUCACUACUGCCAGAGAGUUCAGCUUAUAGUGAGUCUGAAAGAGGUAAUUUCACUCGUUUGUUGCAUGAUAGUGUGCAAGAGUUUCCUUCUAGAUCCAGUGAUCCUUCCCUUCUUCUUCCCCAAAGACCACUUUCAACACAAUCUGUAACACGAAACCAAUUCAAACCUCAGCUGGGCUUGAGUUUCAACUCAUCUUCAUCCAACUUCCAUCACAGCAAGUCAUUGACUUCUCUUCAACGAUUGGGCACUCCCAAGCAAUUACUUGCCCAGCGUCAAAGCCAUCACAAUAAUAGUACCACUAUCAAUAAUAUGAAGAUUAAUAAUAAUGGUCGUCCAAGACAUCACCCUGAGCAUAAUUCCUCCAUAUCUUCUACCAAUGAAUUUGCUUUACAAGAUUAUAGACAGCAAGCUUUUUCUCGGAGUUUAAUUCCAGAUUCAAAUUCUGAUAGUCAUCUUAAUAAACUCCCAGCUGAAUCACUACCUCUGCUUGAAGCAAGAACUUCUAGUACAACAAUUGAUAACACUUCAACGAGUUCUAUUGCGUUUUUAUUGGGUGAUUCUUCUGAAACAGCUCCUACCACUAGUUCUCUUGAAAAAAGCGGAUCUACCGUCAAUGAAAAUGGGUUCAGAUUCACUAACAAUAAUACUAGUCAAAAAGAUCGACUGGUUGUGUCUAAUGAUAAUAAGAAGAACGAUGGAAGUCUGUCUGUGGUAAGUGCUAGCGAAGUGGAACGGUUUAUCUUUGUAUUUGCUGAUCGAUUCUUCCUGGAUUAUCAAUAUGACUAUCCCCAAACCAUGAAACUCUUUCAAGAGUUUAAGAAUUCGUUUUUAAAUGAAAGAAUUAUAUUGGAAAGAGCUCAAAGAGAUUCCAAUAAUAAUAAUAAUAAUAAUAAUAAUAAUAACCAGGAGAAUGAUAAAAGAUAUUAUGAAGCGUUACCUCAAGUGAAACGGGUUAAAGGGUCUCAUGGUUAUACACAACUGAAAGUGGAUAUGAACAUCAUACAACAUCAAUAUCCCAAUAAUAAUGACAAACAAGAAAGAUAUACCAAUGAUAAUGGGAAUACCGAAUCAAUCGCUAGAAGGUUACCCGAUUUUCAACAUCGUCAAAGUAAUAAUAAUGUUGUUAAUUCUGGUCAAUUGGAAGACUAUAUCUUACCUGGAUCUCCCACAGGAUCUAUUAUUGGCUUGAAUAAGAAUAAACUGUUUUCAACAGCUGAACCCGGGUCAAACAAUUCAGGUUUAGUAAGUGGUGGUGGUAAUGGUGGUGGGUCUCAAUCGCCAUCAUCAACUCCCAGUAUCACUAAUCUUACUACUACUCCAUCAUUUCUAAGAUUUUUUGACGCUGGAACAACUCCAAGUGCUCUGUCAACCCCCACGGUUAGUUCAUUGAAUCCUGUAUUAAGCCCUGUGACAACCACACCAACUAUGACAGAGGGAAAAUUCAUCGGGUUAGGUGGUGGAGCUAUUCGAUCACCAACAACCUCUCAAUUACCUCCUCCAAUUCGUUCCUUCAACACAGCAACCAAUUAUAAUAAGUGUACCAAUGAUAAUAAUGGUAUAAUGAGAUUACAGGAUUCGUCCUUCAAAAGGUAA